Tetrahymena thermophila SB210 is the source of this 186-nucleotide messenger RNA. RefSeq lists its product as hypothetical. The record is from RefSeq and is a predicted model, not a curated record. The transcript is spliced from 2 exons. NCBI's taxonomy places the organism in Eukaryota, Ciliophora, Oligohymenophorea, Hymenostomatida, Tetrahymenidae.
AUGCACUCAGAAUACAUCUUAGAAUUCUUGAAUAUUAUGAGUUUCAUUGAAAAGAAACCAUUCAUUACUCCAGUACUAAAAGCCCAGUCUUCACUACUCUAUGUGGUAUAUGCAUUAUAUACUGAAGAGUAGCAGUUAAUACUAAGGUAUUUGCAUUAAAUACUGAGUAUAACUUUUUCAGAGUGA